CACAGGGAGCAGUCGGACUCGGCAAGCGAGCUCCGCGCAGACCCAGUCGGGAGGGAGGGGGCGGCCCGGGGUUUUUGCCAGGAUUAAGGGCGAUGACCACACCCGCAGGCUCGGGCGCGGGCUUUGGCUCCGUGUCCUGGUGGGGCCUGUCCCCAGCGCUGGACCUGCAGGCUGAGAGUCCUCCUGUGGAUCCAGACUCACCGGGCCACACAGAGCACGGGACCCCCGAGUUGCACGUGCUGCUGCUGGGCUCCGUGGAUGGGCGGCACCUGCUGCGGACCCUGGCUCGGGCAGCGCUCUGGCCGCGCAGGAGGUUCCACUUCUAUGUGCUGGAGAAUAACCUGGAAGCUGUGGCCCGACACAUGCUGAUCUUCAGUCUCGCGCUGGAGGACCCUGAGAAGAUGGGGCUGCAAGAGAAGAGCGAGACCUUCCUGGAGGUGUGGGGGAACGCGCUGCUGCGCCCCCCGGUGGCCGCCUUCGUGCGCACCCAGGCCGACCGCCUGGCGCGCCUGGUCCCGGAGCCCGACAGACUGGUGGAGCAGCUGCCCUGGCUCAGCCUGGGCGCCCUCAAGUUCCGCGAGCGCGACACCCUGGAGGCCAUAUUCCGCUUCUGGACUGGCGGAGAGAAGGGGCCCCAGGCCUUCCCCAUGAGCCGCCUCUGGGACUCGCGGCUGCGCCACUAUCUGGGCUCCCGCUACGACGCCCGGCGCGGCGUCAGUGACUGGGACCUGCACAUGAAGCUGCACGACCGUGGGGCCCGAGUCAUCCACACCUGCGAAUUCCGGCGUUGGAGGGACACCGGCGUUGCCUUUGAACUCAGAGACUCCAGCGCCUACCAUGUGCCCAACCGGACCUUGGCGUCCGGGCGCCUCCUGAGCCAUCGAGGGGAGCGCGUGGCUGCGCGUGGGUAUUGGGGGGACAUCGCUACGGGGCCCUUCGUGGCCUUCGGUAUCGAAGCGGACGACGAGAGCCUCCUGAGGACCAGCAACGGACAGCCGGUCAAGACCGCGAGCGAGAUCACCCAGCACAACGUGACGGAGAUGUUCCGGGAGAUGGCCGCCUGGGGGCGCCCGAGAGCCGCCCAGGGAGACCCCGAGCAGGUGCAAAGCAGCAGGGAUGGAAGCCCGGAGCCCGCAGCCCUGGGCCUGGAAUCCUUCACUAUCUACUUCCUGCCCCUCGGUUCGGCCCAGACUCUCAACCACAAGAGCUGCUACAAGGGGCGGUUCCAGCUUCUCUACGCGGCCUGCGGGAUGGUUCAUCUUCUCAGCCCUGAGCUCGGGGAGUGUGUGGCCCCCGGAGGACGCCUGAUUGUGGAACUCGCCCAGUACCUGGUGGACCUGCGGCAAGAGCAGCUGCAGGGCUUCUCUGCUCGGGUUGCGGAGCUAGCUCAGAAGGCUGGUUUCGCCCCCCACACCCAGGCCAGGCCCUCGGAGACCUUGGCACGCUUCUGCAAGUCCGAGGAUGCUCACCGCCUCACUGUCCCUGCGGGGGAGUCCGGGACUCCGCCCCCUGAGGCCCCGGCCCCGCCCCUUGAAGCCAGGAAUCGGCCCCUUGAGGACCUGACCCAGCCUCCGCAAGGCCCGGCCCCAACCUCUGAGCCGGUCAAGCUGCCGUCAGAGUCACAAGCUUCACAGUCAGAAGUUCUGGCUCCUCCCACAGGGAGUCAGACCCCCAAACCGGAGUCUGACCAGAACCCCAGGGCCCCAGCUCCCCAGCUCUGACUUCUAAAGUCAGGUCCUGGAAUCAGCACCCGCCUCCAGAAGUACACGCUGUCAUACUCAUCAUACUCACCCAUCCCCAGGGUUGUUGCUAGACUUUGAUUCCAUUUCUGAGAUUCUCUAUUCCUGGGAUUCUAGAUUGUUCUCCCAGAGUUCGCCAUCUCAGUCCUGAGACUGCACGUAGCCUAGAGGUCCUGUCCCGGGUCUCAGGCCCUCUGCACGACCCCCUUGUCCCCAGACGUCCCAUUCCUAACUGGUGGUUGGGGGAGUCUGCUCCUCUGGGGUGGUCAGCACCCACGCGGCCCAAGUAAAGAGCUGGGUCCCCUUU
Messenger RNA from Manis javanica (Malayan pangolin), 2046 nucleotides. RefSeq names its product dynein axonemal assembly factor 3 (gene DNAAF3). NCBI's taxonomy places the organism in Eukaryota, Metazoa, Chordata, Mammalia, Pholidota, Manidae. The record is from RefSeq and is a predicted model, not a curated record. Gene Ontology annotation, biological process: axonemal dynein complex assembly; motile cilium assembly.